CACACAUUCGCGACCUCGAGUCCUUUCCGCGCACAACGUGAAGCAAAUAAAGGUAUGCUUAAAGUGAACUGAAAUAGUUGAAAUAUACAAAAAAACACAACCAGCGACAGUGCGUUUGGCUCAAAUAUUUCAUUGACGGCUAGCAAAAGUAAAAGUUUAAGUAAGCAUAAAACAAAAUAUAAUAGCAGCAACUACGAAUGGCGCAUUAUGCUGCUACAGUCGACAAGGACGGCGGCAGCAGGGGCAGUAGUAGCAACAUUAGCAGCAGCAACAGCAGAAACGGCAGCAACAUCAGCACUUAAAUGCAGCAACAAGAAAAAUCAGCUGAAAACUGGCAAAUAAAACUCAACGACAGGCAAAAACUAUUAAAUCUCGCUGGAUGCCUGCGGCAAUAGUUAUUGUUAAACAACACAAGCAGCAGCAACAGAAGGAGCAGCAGGAGCAGCAGGAGCAGCAGGACCAGGAUCAACGGCAACAGGAGGGGAAACAAAUUUGCAAUAUAAAUUUAUGCGGAUUUUUGCGUCGCAGCGGCGCCGCCGACGUCGACGUCAUCGAAUCGCGUAGCCCAGGCCAUGCUGCUGAUGUCGACGUCCCAGCAGCAAUAUCCACGGCAGCAGCAGCAGCAACAGCAGCAGCAACAGCAACAGCAGCAGCAGCAACAACAGCAGCAAAACCAGCAACAGCAACACCAGCAACAACAAAAGCAGCAACAACAAGGGCAGCACCGACGACGCAAGCAGUUAUUAUAAUAAUGGCGUUAGUUGUUAGCAUAAUACAGCAACAGCAACCAUUGCAACAGCAACAACAACACUCGCUACUCUGGCCAUUCUAUAACGGACUUGGUGCUGUGGCUGCCUUCGCUGGGCAACCGGAUGACUCCAGUGAUGGUCCAACCCUGUCGACAUUCCUGUCAUCAUCACCGUCGCCAUCAGCGGCAUCAUCCCCAUCCCCAUCCUGGUCCUCGUCCUCGUCGUUUGCGGCGGCGAAUGGGCCACAAACGGAAGCCACGAAUCACACUUUCAAGAGUUUAGCCUUCCUGGACGCGUCCUUUGGCUCCGAUCUGUUUGCCCAGGACGCGCGGGAGAGGGAUCGGGAGGGGGAGGGGGUGGCGGACUCGGACGCGGACUCCUCGCAGUCGCUGCCAAUUUUCGACUUUGGCAUGCCGCGCAACAUCACCGGACGCACUGGCCACACGGAGGCCAUAAUUAAAUGCCGCGUGGACAGUCUGCAUGAUAAAUCGGUAUCCUGGAUACGGAAACGUGAUCUGCAUAUCCUGACCGUAGGCACCGCCACCUACACCUCCGACAAGCGAUUCCAGGUGACCGAAUCGAAGGAUGCCAGGGAGUGGACUCUCCAUGUGAAAUCCCCGCUGGCCAAGGACAGUGGCAUCUACGAGUGCCAGGUGAACACGGAGCCCAAAAUGUCGAUGGCAUUCCAGCUGAACAUCAUCGAAAUUUCGCCGGAUGCCAAGGCGGUUAUCAGUGGUCCGCCCGAUUUGCACUUCAAGGCGGGCAGUGCCAUAAUCCUCAACUGUCUGGUGCAGCAGCCGUCGGUGAAGGACAUCGGUCCGAUUUACUGGUAUCGCGGCGAGCACAUGAUCACACCCUUCGACGCGGACGAUGGCCAGCCAGAAGUGCCGGUUAGCAGGCAGAAGUCCAAUGGCAGGAUCCCCGAGGACGCAUCCCUGAAUGACGUAAUGAGCGAGGUGGACCUGCAGAAGGAGUUCGCCACCCGCAUCGCCAUGGAAUCGCAGCUGGGCGAUACCCUCAAGUCCAGGCUCCGCAUCUCGAAUGCCCAGACCACGGACACCGGCAACUACACGUGUCAGCCAACGACGGCCAGCAGCGCCAGUGUCCUGGUCCAUGUGAUUAAUGAUGAGAAUCCCGCUGCGAUGCAGAAGAGCGGGGCGUGUCCUCGUGCCCCCGGUCCGCUCCAGCUGUUCUGGCUGCUGGAGUUGUUGUUGCGAGCGGUAUUGGCUGCUGGCAACUGAAACCGAAAGUAGUCACCAUCAUCAUCAUCGGCGACGUCGUCGUUGUUAGCACUCUAAUUGCAGCAGAACGAGAAAAUUAUGUUCCAUGACGUUGGCAUUUUUUCAGUGCGCUGUUUUGUUAGAACUCUGGAAUGGAAAACGGGGCAAGGGAAAGGGGGAAAAUGGGAAAGGCAAACAACACAGUCGCUUUCGCUUUCAGGCGAAUGUUUGUUUUCCUUUUAAUAUUUACAUUUCAUUGUGCAAAAUGAGACACUGAGCCGGGCACGGCAAUGCAAAAUGCAGAAUGUGAAAUGCAAAGGCCGGAGGAAGGACGAAGGACGAAAAGCGAAGGAGCAGACGGAUGACACUCUCUGUAAAUACCACAAAGAUGCGGCGCAGCUUACAGAUAUACCUACAAACACAAAAGUGUGUAUUUUAUUUCAUUACUGCGGUCCACACAAAGGACACGCACACACAUCGACUUUAUCAACAUUUCAUGCUGUCUUAACAGAGAGCCAAGCUAACCAAAAAGAAAGGAAAAUAUAAUAAGAAAAGGGAGCCCCCACACACUCACCCACAUAAGUACGCACACCGCAGUCACAGUCACCCACGACCCGUACUACUACCCGAAAAUUGUAAUAUAUUUGAACGAAAAACUCUCAUCUGAUAAACUAAAAGCAAAAAACUUAAUUAUAAACACUAACUUGUAUGGAAUUUAUUUAUGGGCAAAAUGAAAUUUAGUCACGCGGCACUCGACGUCGUAAUGGGAAUGGAAAUUGAAUGAAAUAAAUGUGAAAGCAAUAUGUGAAAGCGAAUGGCAAAUUGCGAAACUAAAUCAAUUGCGGCAUGCCCGACUAAGUUUUGUGUUGCACAUGCGAGUAAUACUAUGGGUAGGCAUGAAUUUACUACACGUAAGCCAGUAAGAAGAUUUUAGAUAAUUUAUGUGAUGACAAACCCAAUGAAUAAAUCAAUGAAAUGAACUCUUUCAACAAUAAA
Messenger RNA from Drosophila rhopaloa, 2965 nucleotides. RefSeq lists its product as uncharacterized. Gene Ontology annotation, cellular component: neuron projection membrane. Gene Ontology annotation, biological process: synapse organization. The transcript is spliced from 8 exons. NCBI's taxonomy places the organism in Eukaryota, Metazoa, Arthropoda, Insecta, Diptera, Drosophilidae. The coding region runs from base 380 to 1990 and encodes 536 amino acids. The record is from RefSeq and is a predicted model, not a curated record.